Messenger RNA from Pelobates cultripes (western spadefoot toad), 29772 nucleotides. NCBI's taxonomy places the organism in Eukaryota, Metazoa, Chordata, Amphibia, Anura, Pelobatidae. The record is from the annotation of a GenBank genome assembly.
AUGCAGCAGGGAAUUCGCGCCUCCCGUGUUGCUGAGACGUGCAGCAUCACAACAGUCCCAGGUGUUAGCGGGACCCAGUUCCCCAUGGCCAUAAGUCUCUCUCACCAUCCCUGGAAGAGGGCUUCGGAGUGGACUGCGGGUAGUUGUGUGAACUUCUGGGUUCUCCGCCGAGGGGGGAGGGACAUCGAACUGGAGAUCUGUCUGGAGGUAGCACCAUGGGUGAGGGCAUCAUAUAUGGCUUUCGCCGUUCCUCCCAGUUUCUCGAAUACUGCUGGCACAUGUUGUCAAAUCUUUGCAGGAAAUCUGCUUCCCAGCUGCUGAGUUGCAGGUGAGUUUGUGCAGCGUUGCUGUUUGCCAUUUUGAGGGAGCCGCAUGUAGUCCGUCUUCACUGGUGUCGCCCAGGAGCAUUGUAAAGGUAAGUGCUCGCUUGGUGGGGGCUGGGUAUCCUACGCUGGCCCAGAGGGUGGGGGAGUACGGGGCUCAGACUGUCCACAAGAAUAAAAGCCCGGGUCACCUCAGACGUAGCAAUCGGCCGUUUCUCCCGUCAGGGCAGCACUAGGCCCCAAAAGUAUGGAGCUUCAAAGUCACUCCAGCGAUGCAGUAUGAUAUUGUUUGUGUGGGGACUAUCUGUGUCGGGGUAUUUGCCCCCAUUAGAGUGCUUUUCCAUUUUAGGCAGGAGCUCAAUCUGCCUGCGACCCUCCAGGAUGGCGUCCAAGCCCCGCCACCAUGAAUUUCAAAUUUAAGGGCAAAUUAGCUGAACUAGACUUGGAGAAUCUUUCAGAUUUUGCUAUUUUGACCUUAUAUUUAAAAUUCACUUUGAUGCCACAACACAGCCUGAUAUAAGCGCCCUAUUACAACGGCAGGCACUCGCCAAAAUGGCGGCCGAACAGGGCCCAGACCCAUCACACAAGGCUAUCCCCCCAGAUCAAACCCCUCAGGGAGUCACACAGGGGGCCAUACAACUUACACAGCCAAUGCCACCCAAACCGACACCCCAGCAGGGAACUGCAGAUCCGGCCACCAAGCAGGACCUACAACAAAUGCAAACCAUGCUGCAGGACAUACAACGCCUACUGGCAGCAGACUUACCUGCACUCAAAACGAGCAUGCAACAGAUCACUGAGAAAGUAGUUAAUACAGAGGGAAAAAUAAGGGUAAUCCAGGGAGAAAUCUCCACACUGAAAGAAUCCCUCCUUCAGCUGCAACACAUCCACCACCUCCUGACAGUACAAAUGGCGGCGCAAGAGGAUAAAAAUCGACUCAACCACAUCAAAAUCAGGGGCAUACCCGCCUCAGUAACCAAAGAGGACCUGCCGCACUAUAUGAGAAGACUCAUGCAAUCACUGCUACCACCUGCAACGGUAAGGAAGCUCACAUUCGCAGGAAUAUACCGCCUACCCACACCUCCUAGGGCCACUACUACGCUGGACGGAGAUGUCAUCGUCCGCUGCGUCCUACCCCAAAACAAGGGGCACAUCAUGAAUGCAAUCAAAGGCAAGACCCCACUUGAUUUCGAAGAGUCCCAACUAACCUUCUAUCAGGACUUAACCAAAACCACUCUCCAAUGAAGAAAAUCACUCAGUGAUCUCACCAGUCAGCUGCAUACAGCAGGGAUACCAUACAGCUGGGGAAACCCACGCUCCUUCCUAAUCACCCACCAGGGAACCACAGACAAACUCUCCUCGGGGACUGAAGCUCCCGCACUCCUAACAAAACUGGGCCUACCAAACAAGCCCGACCAAAACACCACCCAAGCCUGGAAUCCGGCAACCGCGGAAAUAUUCAUACCAAGAAGGCAGAGAAUGGACACUCAGACCACUUGACGGUUUGGGGGGGAGAAGUCUCCUGUCCCUGCCUGUUCAAAGGCAACACAAAAUGUUAAUGUUACAUAAUGCCUAUACUCCAUUUACUGUUCACGCAUAUUUGCUCGUGUUACACAAGUUACGUCACUAGCUUAAUACUUCCUACGAGAGCGUACCAUAGACUUACUCGCAUGACUCGCCAAGCGGAAUAGCAACUACUACCAAACCCCUGCUGACCCAAAUAUGGAACCAGUGCCAUGACCAACCCACUGAUAACACUUCACCAGGUCAGACCCCUACAUCCGACCCACGACCUAGGUAACAAAACCACAAUCAACUAAGAAUCCCACAAGCAUUCUAGACUCCACUCACCACCUAGGAUUACACGCUUGUUAUCACUAACAAGGAAAUUUUGUGCUAAGACAUGACGCAUGUAUUGUAUAAACGCUGUUGAAAACUGUUAACACAAACUGUGAUGCACAUGAUAAACCUAUUGUGAGUUUGCAGCACACAAAAAUAAAGAUUUUUUUUUUAAAAAUUCACUUUGAUUACCCGGUAAUUAUCACUUUAGUUAAUAACCUUCCUGUGGAACUUCUUUCCCUUCUCUAUUGUCAUGGUUCCCACUGUAACUUCCGGAGUGCCAGACGAGGUUGUCCCAGGAGUACCUAGUAGUGGAUUUGAACCUGGGUAAUUUACAGUCCUGGGGCUGCUAUGUUACCUCUGAGCAACCAUUCUAGCUCUGUCUUGUAUCCAGCACUGGGGGCUGGACAUGCAUUGGAAUUACUCCUGUCACUCUUGGUACACCUGAAAAUGAUGGUCUCAUUAGCCAGGUAUAAAACACUGCCUCUCCCAGAAGGCAGUGUCAGUUCCUUGACUCUGGUUCCGUAUCGAUGUUUGUGUUCCAGUGUGCUCCUGUUGAUUCCUGACCAUGGCUUGUUACUCCGUAUAUCCUGACUUCUGGCAUCCUCUGACCUCGGCUUUCUUCUCGUUAAUCCUGAUUUCUGGCACCCUCUGACCUUUGGCUUACCCACGACGAUUCUCCUGCUUUAUCCGUUCCUGUACUGCGACUUGGAGAAUUAUCCUGUACAGCCCCCUUGCACUGACUCACAGGCCAGGUGAAUUCUUACCUGACCACCUCGGCCUGUGUUUACUUGCAAGGGUGAGCAUAUAUAUCUGCCUGCCGGACUCCCAACUCAGGUAAACCCUGACAUCUAUUAGACUUUCACCCAGUCUCCACUCCUUCAAAAAAUCAUUAAAAACUCACUUCUUCACAAAAGUGUAUCAAUUAAGCUGUUAAUAGCUCCCAAUUGAUUACUCUCCUGCAACUGUCAUUAAAAAAAAACACACUAAAUCUUCAGUGAAUACUAUUCUACCAAUCUACUUCCCUACUACUUCCCUCGCCUUUUGUGUCACUACAGGGAGUGCAGAAUUAUUAGGCAAAUUAGUAUUUUGACCACAUCAUCCUCUUUAUGCAUGUUGUCUUACUCCAAGCUGUAUAGGCUCGAAAGCCUACUACCAAUUAAGCAUAUUAGGUGAUGUGCAUCUCUGUAAUGAGAAGGGGUGUGGUCUAAUGACAUCAACACCCUAUAUCAGGUGUGCAUAAUUAUUAGGCAACUUCCUUUCCUUUGGCAAAAUGGGUCAAAAGAAGGACUUGACAGGCUCAGAAAAGUCAAAAAUAGUGAGAUAUCUUGCAGAGGGAUGCAGCACUCUUAAAAUUGCAAAGCUUCUGAAGCGUGAUCAUCGAACAAUCAAGCGUUUCAUUCAAAAUAGUCAACAGGGUCGCAAGAAGCGUGUGGAAAAACCAAGGCGCAAAAUAACUGCCCAUGAACUGAGAAAAGUCAAGCGUGCAGCUGCCACGAUGCCACUUGCCACCAGUUUGGCCAUAUUUCAGAGCUGCAACAUCACUGGAGUGCCCAAAAGCACAAGGUGUGCAAUACUCAGAGACAUGGCCAAGGUAAGAAAGGCUGAAAGACGACCACCACUGAACAAGACACACAAGCUGAAACGUCAAGACUGGGCCAAGAAAUAUCUCAAGACUGAUUUUUCUAAGGUUUUAUGGACUGAUGAAAUGAGAGUGAGUCUUGAUGGGCCAGAUGGAUGGGCCCGUGGCUGGAUUGGUAAAGGGCAGAGAGCUCCAGUCCAACUCAGACGCCAGCAAGGUGGAGGUGGAGUACUGGUUUGGGCUGGUAUCAUCAAAGAUGAGCUUGUGGGGCCUUUUCGGGUUGAGGAUGGAGUCAAGCUCAACUCCCAGUCCUACUGCCAGUUCCUGGAAGACACCUUCUUCAAGCAGUGGUACAGGAAGAAGUCUGCAUCCUUCAAGAAAAACAUGAUUUUCAUGCAGGACAAUGCUCCAUCACACGCGUCCAAGUACUCCACAGCGUGGCUGGCAAGAAAGGGUAUAAAAGAAGAAAAUCUAAUGACAUGGCCUCCUUGUUCACCUGAUCUGAACCCCAUUGAGAACCUGUGGUCCAUCAUCAAAUGUGAGAUUUACAAGGAGGGAAAACAGUACACCUCUCUGAACAGUGUCUGGGAGGCUGUGGUUGCUGCUGCACGCAAUGUUGAUGGUGAACAGAUCAAAACACUGACAGAAUCCAUGGAUGGCAGGCUUUUGAGUGUCCUUGCAAAGAAAGGUGGCUAUAUUGGUCACUGAUUUGUUUUUGUUUUGUUUUUGAAUGUCAGAAAUGUAUAUUUGUGAAUGUUGAGAUGUUAUAUUGGUUUCACUGGUAAUAAUAAAUAAUUGAAAUGGGUAUAUAUUUGUUUUUUGUUAAGUUGCCUAAUAAUUAUGCACAGUAAUAGUCACCUGCACACACAGAUAUCCCCCUAACAUAGCUAUAACUAAAAACAAACUAAAAACUACUUCCAAAAAUAUUCAGCUUUGAUAUUAAUGAGUUUUUUGGGUUCAUUGAGAACAUGGUUGUUGUUCAAUAAUAAAAUUAAUCCUCAAAAAUACAACUUGCCUAAUAAUUCUGCACUCCCUGUAUACUCCCUCUAGCAUGUAAGCUCAUUGAGCACUGCCCUCAACCCCUCUGUUCCUGUGUGUCCAACUUGUCUGGUUACAAUUACAUGUUUGUUAGUCCACCCAUUGUAAAGCACUACAGAAUUUUUUGGCACUAAAGAAAUAAUAUAAGUCAAACCUUUCUAUUCUACAAGUGGGUAAUUUCAAGGACACAUGUUCCUUACGGAUGUCAGUUACUGUUCAGUAGUCCAAUAAAUACCUUUUAGAGCCCACAAAAGCAAAAGCCAAAAAAAGUUUGUACACUUAAAGGACCACUAUAGGCACCCAGACCACUUCAGCUUAAUGAAGUGGUCUGGGUGCCUGGUCCAGCUAGGGUUAACCCUUUUUUUUUUUUUUUUAAUAUAUAAACAUAGCAGUUUCAGAGAAACUGCUAUGUUUAUAAUAGGGUUAAUCCAGCCUCUAGUGGCUCUCUUGACAGCCGCUAGAGGCGCUUGCGUGAUUCUCACUGUGAAAAUCACAGUGAGAAGACGCCAGCGUCCACAGGAAAGCAUUGUAAAUGCUUUCCUAUGAACUGGCUGAAUGCGCGCGCGCGGCUCCUGUCGCGCAUGCGCAUUCAGCCGAUGACGUCGCAAUGAAGGAGGAGAGGAGGAGGAGGAGAGCUCCCCUCCCGGAGCUGGAGAAAGGGAAGAUUUUUAACCCCUUCCUCUCGCCAGAGCCCGGUGGGAGGGGGACCCGGAGGGUGGGGGCACCCUCAGGGCACUAUAGUGCCAGGAAAACAAGUGUUUUCCUGGCACUAUAGCGGUCCUUUAAUCAAUUUCCAUGAAUAUUUUUCUGCGUAUAUUUAACAUGAAAAAAAUAUGUGUAGACUGUUAUAGCAAUGUAAGAGGACAAUUCAUUCACACUAUCUGAAACCAGUGAUUGAAGCAUGCUAUAAAAUGCAAACUUUCUUGGACAAUAAAAAUAGGCACGCUCAAUGACUUUAAUGUACUUCUUUGACCUGUUAAAUGUAUUUUUGCAUGAUGUGAGCUUAAAUUAAAGGAACACUACAUGCACUAUAACCACUACAGUACGCUGUUAUGGCUGUGGGGAUGAUAGGAGUGCCCUCGCGCCUCGUCAAAGUCAUCAUACCUAGACUGGUUUAACUUCUUAGCGGAGUUAUGCUAGGUGCUGCUGCUUGCCUCUUAAAGAGCCAUGAGCUAAGCAUGGUUUAACUCAUGGACAGACAGUGACCAGUUUAUAAUCUUCACCAAUGAAUUGGCCUUGCACUGCAUAAAUUAACUCAGACGCAAUCUUUGACCGCUUUUGGGACACCUUGGAGGCAAGACGGAUUACUGAUGUACAACAUCAGCCUGCAAAGGAGACCGGGAGCAGAAUGGGGGUGGUGGGACACCUCCGGGUGCUUUAAUGUCCCAAGCACAAGGAACCCGUGUUUCAAGCCCACCUGGGCCAAAUGCUACUAAGGGCAAGACCCUGACGCAUCGACCACACAGGCAGGAGACCAUCCUCUUCCAGCAGAGACACAACAGGGCCUUCUGUCUCUCCAACAUGGACUCUUUGAGCCCCCAUGCCCAUGGAUCAGUGAUGCUUGCUUGCAUAACGGCCUGGGGCGGGGGAGGUCUGUCCCCCAGUGCGCUCCCUCUGCAGAAUCCUGGGACUCUCCCAGCACCUGAGCAAGCCAACAGCCGGCAUAGGUUGAGCGAAUCUCUCCAAGUGGCACCAACCCAGUCCACGCUAUGGGACUAUCACGUUAUUAUAUUUAAUAAUUAUGGCAUAGCGUUCUCUAUAGCUCACCUUGUCUUUUAGCCUGCUCUCAUCUACUCCUUCUGCUAUAACUACAUGUCCUUUAUUAUACAGCACUGUGCUGGGCCUACCAUGUUAACCCCUUAAGGACCAAACUUCUGGAAUAAAAGGGGAUCAUUACAUGUCACACAUGUCAUGUGUCCUUAAGGGGUUAAAGUAACAUUUUACUUUAGGGAAUAGGAACUUAAGGACCACUAACAGUUAUUAUUAGGGCAUCUUUCCACCAGUUUGUUUUUUCGUACUCUCUUACACUAUACCUUAAGCAUCCUGACAGGGGGGAUUAGCAGAGUUUGAAUAGCCAUAUUUGCCUUUCCCAGCACCAGCCAGUGGUACACAUCUUUGUUUUAGCAUUUUCAUGCUAUAGCUUCCCCAGUACACUCUACUUUUCAUGCUUGUUAGCAACAAUUUCGCUGACACGACACUCUAGUGUAAUCUCUUCCUUAUGACUAGCCAUGGAAGCACAGCUGUAUCUGUUGUUACUAUAUUAUAUUUAAAAAUGUGAAUGUUUUCUCAAGUACUCCAACAGUUACGCAUGACAACAUGCUUGAGGAUUGCUGAUGGAGAACUCCGAGCUUGUAUGUAUUGAUAUCAUGCACAAAAAAAAAAUAAUAAUAAUUAGCUGAGGAGAACUAACAGAAGUUCCUAGCAGGAGUUUUCAGCGCUCCAGAGCAAAGAGAAAAGGCAGGAAGUGAUGUCCAACAGUCCAGGUAAAUGGUCAAACUGUUCAACUAUGGUUUGACUGCAUAUAUUGGUUGAGUAUUAGGGCACGCCUGGCAUCAUAAUCACAAUGGUUAUUGUGCUUGUAGUGUUCAGUUAAAACAGGCCUGCCCAAUCUGCUCUACCCCCUCCAGAUGUUUUUAACUACAACUCCUAUGAUUCUUUGGCUAUCUGUUUCAUUAAUAAAACAUGGGUGUUGGCUGUUUCAUGAAAUGAUUUUUAACAGGUUGUGCAAACUUGGUUUAAAACAUUUCUGAGUGAUUUAAUGGGGUCAAAAAUAAAUGUGACUGUUGAAUUUGAGAUAAUUAGCUUGUUUGAGUAUAAGAGUGCAUAUCUCCCAACAAAGGUAGGUAUGGAGGGGAAGAACAAAUGGCCAGGCCCAUCUGUGAUGGUGGGUCUGUCUGAAAAGAGGUAUGCCAGCCAAACAUGUGUGACUGGCAGGUUAACUGAUUCUGUCUGCCCACUCUUCUUGGGGCAGCCCAUGCUGAUAGCUCUGUGGUUAUAGAGUGAAUUCCUUGCCCUGUGCAGAUUAGGAACAUUUACCGUAAUCCCCAGAUGCUGUAUUCCACGAAACAAACCCAGGUCAUGCCUGCUAAACUUUGGAUAGUAAAGAGGUAAGCAAGGGUGAUAGAAUCAACAUGCAUAAAAUACCAAAUACAUUCUCUUAUUAUCACAUUUUCUGCAAUCCUGUGUUCAAUUUAACAUUAAUUAUUUUUUUCCCAAAAUACAGUGAAUUUAUUUCUGGCACUCAAAGGAGAGGGAGAAAUCUUCAAGAACCAGUUGUGUUGCCCCAUUCAUUUCAGAAAAAUUAGGUAUUAUAGAAUCGACCUGGGAUCACAGUUAUUUAAUAGUGCCUAACAGAGGUGAAUAGAUUACUGUUAAUAUUAAUGACUGUAACACACAGGGAGGUUUAUAUUGUGUCAGUGCCAUAUAGAAGGUGGAUAUUAAAUUAAAAAUGAACAGCAAAAACAACGUCCCAUGCUGUGAUAUACAGUGAAUAUAGCUGGCAACAUUUCCCUUUAGAGUCUAAUAUUGUCCCAAUGUGCUACAGUUUUAUAUAAAACUUGCUCUUUUACUCACAUAAACUAAAUAGAUUUCUUUACUAAAAUCUGCAGCAUAGCAAAUCACUUACAGUAUGAUACCACGGUGCAAUAAUUGCCUGUUUUGGUUUAACACUGCUGGGACCUCAUUAGCAGCUAGGAAAACACUUUUUUGGUUCUGCAAAGAGGUAAAUCUACCAUGUCCUGCAUAAAAAGGGUAAAUGAAAGAGGAGAGUGUGAAUGAGAUAAUAGCGCACACAACACCUUCUGCUAUUUGAUCAUUGCUAUAGCUGCCUGCCAACCACCCUUUAGCGAUUUUGAAAAUAGAGAAUGCAGGGUGGAGAGGAAAACUGCGGCAAUUAAUAACUUUAACCUCACCAGAUUUUGAAUGAAAAUUAAUGAUCUUCAGAACAUGUGCUGAUAUGUCCUCUAUGGUCAGAUAAUGUUAUGAAUGGAUAUGGAUUAAUUAAGCAUAACUCAUGUACUUAAUUAGCUACUUUUCUGUCUAAUUAAAUGUUAGUUCUCUCUUAUAUAAGUUUGUCUACAAAUAGGCACCUAUUGGCAUGAAACCUCUGAGGUUUUCUUUAAAGAUUUUAUGGCCUUCAUAAUAGACAUGUGUUAACCAUGUUAGGUAAGCCCUGGCUGGUUCUUGCAAAAAGAUGUCCAACAAAUGAGGUGUUUCAAACUAUGCCAAGAUUAGCCAAUAAAAGAGGCAAGUCUCUUGGGAAUUAUAGUUCGAUUCAAAUUGCAGGGCAGGCAUUAACUUUAGAUAAUAACACGGUUUGUGUUCAUAACAUAUAUUUAAAUGGUAACAUAAUAAACUGUCCUCUUGGUCACCAGAGCAGGAGGGAUGGUGUUAAGAUGUCUGAAGGAACCUUUUAGGAUAAACUAGUAUGGAGCCAUUAGAAAUUAGUAAAUAAUCCCCUUUUUGUACAGUUAUGAUUCACUACAGUUAAUUAUAGUUUCUCUUCUUCAUGGAAUGAGAUUCUAUACAUACCAAUGACCGCCACCAAAACUUUAAUGACUUUAUUAAUCUUCCUGUAUGGUAAAGUCAUCAAAUCCUACCAAAAGUUAAUAGUUCUUCAACAGGUGCGAGAGGCAGAUGACCUUUUCUAUAUAUCCAUAUGUAGGUCAUGGAAUUAUAUUGAUUAAAUGACCACUUCAUGUUAAUGAAGUGGUUAUAGUGGCAAGAAGGCACUUGCCACAUCUUACCUUCAAAUGGUAUAACACUUAAGUAAUUAAUUAAUUAGAAUUCCCUAGGCACAGGUCCCACUUCCUCUCCUGCAGACAGUCUAUCACUGGUCACCCAAAGUGAGUAAUGAUUCAGAAAAGUACCCAGUACAAUGUAAAGUGGUUAAUGAAAUGAUUUUUGAAUGAGGAUAAGUAAAUAAAGCACUUUUAAAAAAAAAAAAAUUAUUUUUUAAAACAAAUUUUGUUUAUAUUUAGUUUUCAUUGUCUGAACCUUGCUUAUGUUAAAAGUAAUGCUUAUUAAUGUUUUAUGUUGUAAUAUUUUAUAUUCUAUAAAACAUUAACUGUAAUGAUGGCAUUUUUUUAAAUUUUUUUAUUGAAGCUUGAAAAACGUACAUGAAAAGGGAAACAGUUAUAACAAACAUGCAUCUGUGUAUAUAGGCUUAGAAAGAAUAGAAACAUGCAUAGAGGGAGAACCUCCUUUCAGAGACUGCAUCAUUUUUAAAGUUUUAGAAAAUAUAAUAGAAACAGGCUAGACAUACUUGUCCAAAACAAGAGGUAUAAACUAUGCCAUCAGAGGUGAGUUAAAACAAUACAUUUAACCUGAGAAGACCUUACAGACAAGGUGAAUGCUGAGUAAAACAAUACUGCAAUGGCAACAUACCAGUGGUAUGUUAACAUAAUACUGAUGGUUAGUAGAACUAGAUUAGCUGACAAUAGAGUCUAGACAAGUAAGAGGAAGAAAACUAUUGAAAGUAGACCGGGCGAGGGGCGUGGCCGAACCAUCGAUGAGACUGGACGUGUCUCGGUAGAGCUCCGCCACAACUGCGCCAAAAGCAAUCAAAAGCGACCUCAAACCUGACAAGUUACCCCCCACAAGACUCCCCAACAUGGAGAAGAGACCCCCUAAGAAGCAGGGGAAAAAAAUAACCGAAACUGGGGGCUCCGGCUCUGUCCUCGACCAUUUUCCCAUGCACAAGCACGGCCGUGCAGGAAGCCAAGAUGGCGACGGGAGCUCCCUGCAAACAUCGCCUAGGGCAGGCAAGGAGGCCCCAAACAAUGACCAAGAUACUGUGCUGGCCAAGCUGGCCGAAGUCAGGGUCUUCCUAGCAGGAGAAAUAGCCAAAUCAACUGCAGUUCUCCAGGCGGAGAUAGGAGCCCUGGGAAAACGCACGGCCAUCUUGGAAGAGUGCAUGGAAGCCAUCGAGCUAGCCCACAACACAGUUAUAGAGCGAGUGAACCGAAUGACAUCGCACCUGGUGGAAACCGACCUAACCUUGGAAGAUAUGGCCAACAGGUCACGGAGGAAUAAUCUCCGCAUUCGGGGCCUCCCUGAGGAGAAAGAGGAAGAUUUGAGGGGGAUUCUACUUUCCACCCUAAAGCCUCUCCUUCCCAACCUCCCGGAAGAACAUUGGCACAUAGAAAGGGUGCAUAGAGCCCUGAGACCUCAGAAGGCCAACAAUAACACCCCGCGGGACGUAAUCGUUCGCUUUCUUUAUUAUUGCACUAAGGAGGUGCUGAUGGAAAAAAGCCACGAUGCACCGAUAAGACACGCAGGGACCACUAUAUCAUUAUACCAAGAUCUGGCACCGUCGACACUUCAACAACGAAGAGAGUGGAGACCUAUCACAGUGGCCCUACGUGAAGCAGGCCUGAAAUAUGCGUGGGGAUUCCCCUUUAAGCUAAUGGUAUUUCGGGGAGACCGAACACAUAUCCUGAUGCCAGGAGGGGACCCCCAACGUUUCUUUCGAAGCCUCAGGAUACAACCACCUCCCCGACUUCCAGAUAUCUCCAUGUACCCUACAGAACUUCAACAGCUACAGACGAAGUGGCAAGAGGUCGGAGCUAGAGGCCACCGCUGACGCACUGGAGGUAUCGUAUAACAACUACGCAACGCCACUUACAACCUCUUUUUCUCUUCCCAACCUACAGUGACUGAACUUUUUAUUUUUUCCAUUCUGCUUUUCCCUGGGUUACACAAGUCAUCCCUUUGGGAGGGAAUUGAGGGCUCUCCCCUCCCUGGGUGUCAUGACGACAUUCACCUUCUGCCCCGGGUACUCAGGGAGCAAACAUCGAAACCCGCCUCACCUUGUCCCCCUCUUCAGUUAAGGUUUAACUUCAAGUUCCUGCUAAGCUUCAAUGUUAUUUUUUAAAUCGGUAGCCUACUUUAACUGGUGAUUGGGGCUACCGUGGGAGAGGGAGUUGAUCCCCACAAGGACUGCCUCGGGAGGGGUAUGGGGUAUGCCGCACUUGCCUUCAAGGAACUCCUUAAAGGAUCUAACCCGAAACACUGUCCCUGACUGAGACGCAGGUUGUGGGGGCCCCCGGGAAUCCUACCAGGGUGUGGCUCACGAAGAGGUGGGGACGCGUUAACACUCAAUCCCUGCGGAGCCCAUGCCCACCUAAUUUUUUUUUGGCAUAUAGGCCCAGACCACCUCGGAGAUGGAGGACCGGCCCUCCUCGCAACGGACACCCCACCUUGAAGACACAGAAGGGACAGAUUGUAUUAUGCCAUUCGACAAAAAGGGGCACAGGGAAGACACCAGGAAUGAUCUUUUGCAUUUAGUCCUUCUCUGAGGCCCGGGAUCUUUCCUUCCCCCGAAUCUCUUAAGCACUAUUGCAUAACUAUACAUGUUCUGACAGUUAUAAACAUAGAUAAUCCUUUAACCUCCAUACAAUCAAAAACAGGGGGCAAAAGAAAGAAGGGGAAAAAAAAGGGGGGGGGAGGGGCGGUUGAUAUUCUACGCAUAUAUUAUAUUUUGUUUGUAUGGGUAAGAUAGAUGGAUAAGGCAGUCAUUCUGGGAUAAUGCAUUCUGGGCUAAUUAUGACUACCCCAUACUUCUGACUCUGUUGAGGAACACCGUUGGUACUGAAUGAAACUCUAGCACUGUACUGAUGUAUACAAUGUCCUUAAAGGUAGCACGUGGAGGGGGGAUGGGGGGGGCGGGAGCGAGAUAUGGGGCGCGAGGCCACUCCUUUCCCACCGAUAUACAUGUGACUCAGGGGGCCACUACUAACCUUAAUGAACAUACGGACGCAUGGGCACCUAAUGGCCCUGUCAUCCCUCCCCUUUGCAUUGCUCUCCCCUGAGAUCCUUCUCCUGCGACACCCCGAUACCUGUAUAAAGAGUUGGGUUCCCGACUUCUAUAAACCCCGUCGCUAUAUGCAUACAGAAGAAAAUAAAGGGAGAACACACACAAAAAAAAUAAUAAUUACAAAAUAAAUAAAUAAAUAAAAAAGGGGGGGGAGGAAGGGGCGGUUGAUGUUCUACACAUAUGUUAUAUUUUGUUUGUAUGGGUAAGAUGGAUGGAUAAGGCAGUCAUUCUGGGAUAAUGCAUUCUGGACUAAUUAUGACUGCCCCAUACUUCUGCCUUUGUUGAGGAACACUGUUGGUACUGAAAGAAACUCUAGCACUGUACUGAUGUAUACAAUGUCGUUAAAGAUAGCACGUGGAUGGGGGGAGGGGGGAAUAGGAAAGGAGGGAGGGGGGAUGGGGGAGGCGGGAGCGAGAUAUGGGUCACGAGGCCACUCCUUUCCCACCAAUAUACAUGUGAUGCAGGGGGCCACUACUAACCUUAAUGUACAUAUGGACGCAUGGGCACCUUACGGCCCUGUCAUCCCUCCCCUUUACAUUACUCUCCCCUGAAACCCUUCUCCCGCGACACCCCGAUACCUAUAUAAAGAGGUGGGCUCCCGACUUCUAUAAACCCAGUCGCUAUAUGCAUACAGAAGAAAAUAAGGGGAGAACACACAAAAAAAACCAAAAAAACAUCUUUUAGUAAUAACAUGAAACUUGAUCCUUCUCCGUUAUCCUUUGUGUUUAUUUGUUGAUUACUAUUUUGCCAUAACAAAAAAGAAAAAUAAGAGGGAAGAUAUGCUACACAUCCAUUGCACACAAGACAUGUAAAUUAGUAAAGUAAAUUAGAUCAGCUAAUCCCCUGGAAAGAUGUACAUUAACCCACUUGCAAAUCCUCUCUACAUAGGAGACAUCCCUGAUAUGACUCAGGAUAAUUCGAUUGCGCCCUCCCAUGCAUGACUUCACUGACGAUACCAUGUCACGCUAUGACGAACACAAACAUCACACAACAGAAGCGCAGGUCAGAUAUAGUGAGAGGGGUACUUGCCUAAUAUAUACACCUUAAGAGGCGGAGGGGGGAAUGGGGUAUUGGAAGUGUACACACUCUGGGAGAUUGAGACACUUGAGAUAUAUCUGGGACUAGCAGGUCUCGCUCCGGGAAAGGCAAGGGCAUGAGGCGGAAUGACGGGGGUCAAGGGAGGAAGGGACCUUGAAUCCUGCGCCCCCGGACACCCUAAAACUGAUAGCCGAAUAAGAAUGAAGGGGAGGACCUGAUGGGGGAAACCCCUAGGCAUAUACUUAUACGGAUUAGAUGAAUCAGAGGUCAACUCAAAUUGAAUAGGUGCAUCCGUGAUGGAUCCCAAGGAUCCUAAGUUCCUCCUUGCAUUGACCAUGGAAGGGAUGAAGGAACGUGCUCCCCACAAGACCCUGGCAAAGAGUAAGACCAGUGUUUCUACAUUUACUCAUCUGAUUGGAAUCGGAUGUCUUUUCUCUUCUUCACUAUCCCCUCUUUUCUUUCUCUCCUUUAUGUGGUGCGGCCUUGGGGAGCGGUUGGAGGUGGGGGGGUCUCCGGGAGGACAUUGGACCUAGUACUGAGCCGCGCGCUGACGGACCCCGGUCCUGGACUGUCACAUCAGAACUAAACAAACACGUCGCGAUGAUUAAAAUCACGACACUGAAUGUAAAGGGCCUUAAUGCCCCCAAGAAGCGCCGCAUUAUGUUUAAAGAAUUAAAGAGACUAAAGACGUAUAUUGCAUAUAUCCAGGAAACCCACCUAUCAAAACAAGCCAAAGUUAACCUAAAAGACCAUACCUUCAGGGGAUCACAUGAAGCAAGAUCGCAAUGUAAACACAACGGAGUGGCUAUUUUAAUCGGAAACAGCUGCCCAUUUCAGAAGACGGCCCAGGAAAUAGACCCAGAAGGCCGAUACAUUAUCGUAUCAGGCAUUUUAUACUCGCAUACCAUUCACCUGAUUAACGUAUAUGCUCCGAACCAACCAGACCCCUCGUUCUGGAACACGCUCCGGGAGAAAAUCUCAUCACUUCCACAUGGCAUGGACUAUGUGGGAGGGGACUUCAACGCUACCCCGUGCCCUGCAGUGGACAGGAGCACUAGAGACGGAACACCGAGGUCCCAUGGAAGAGGUGGACAAGAUCGACAGUUUAAAAAAUUUAUACUAGACACAGGCCUAACGGAUAUAUGGCGAGCGCACCACCCAGGAGACAAGGACUACUCAUUUUAUUCAACACCUCAUGGUACGUAUUCCAGAAUAGAUCUCUUCCUGACUAACGCAACGGGCAUGCCCAGGAUUGUAGGCUCUAAGAUUGGUAAUAUAUCAUGGUCGGACCAUGCAGAUGUGUCCAUUACGUUGGGCAAUCUGUGCGUGGCUUCGCCAUGGACGUGGAGACUAAACAUAUCAUUAUUACAGGACCCGGAGCUAAGAGAACAGAUACGGACUAAAAUAUUGGAAUAUUUUGUCACAAACAACACCCCAGAUGUCAGCGCGGGAUCAACAUGGGCAGCCCACAAAGCGGUAAUAAGAGGGACCCUUAUAAAAUUAGCCACUAGAAAGAAGAAAAUGAAACAUGUACAACUGGACACCCUGAUGGGUCAAUUAGGAAACCUUAAACAGAAACAUCAAACGACACCCGACAAUGAGACCUAUAAGAAACUGGAAGCGGUACAAAGGAACAUUCGAACGCUACUGCUAGAUGAUACCACUCGAUCCAUGGUCUGGUCGAAACGGACUUUCUACGAGAAAUCCAUUAAAAUGGAUUCACUCCUAGCUCGAACAUUGCGACCUAGACAAGAAUGAUCCCACAUCACGGCCAUCAAACAUCCAGAUGAAACGACAAAAUCAAGGCCAGAUGAGAUAGCAAAGGUUUUUGAGGACUUCUACAAAAGACUAUACAACCACACACCGGAUGCAAACACUCCUGACGGACACAAAGAAGAACAUAUCAUCAGAUACCUGAAUGACCUCGGGAUGACCAAACUUGGGAGAGAGGCAGUAAAUAGCCUGACUGCUGAAAUUACAGAAGAAGUAUAUAGAGCCAUAUCAAACUUGAAAGGUAACAAGGCUCCAGGACCUGAUGGAUUCGAUGGUACGUAUUAUACGACCUUCAAGGAAGAGCUUACACCCCAACUGAUGAGACUCUUUGACUACAUGAAACAAGGGGGACUUCUAAACCCAGACAUGACCAUAGCUACCAUUGUAUUGAUACCCAAACCAGGCAAAGACACGCUCCAACCAGAAAACUACAGAUCCAUAUCGCUGAUUAACCAAGAUCUGAAAAUAUUGGCAAAAAUCCAAGCUGACAGAUUGAACCCACUACUAAACUCACUCAUACACGCCGACCAAGUAGGCUUUAUUCAGGGCAGACAAUUGUUCGAGAAUACCAGGAGGAACAUAAAUCUAGUCUGGAAACAAGUGACCUCCGAAGUCCCCACUUUAGUGGUCUCCAUAGACGCGGAAAAGGCCUUUGAUAGGGUGAGGUGGCAAUUCCUCUUCACGGUGCUGAACCACCUGGGAUUCCCAGAAGAAUUUAUAACUACCACGAAAGCAAUGUACCAUGAAGUGAGAGCACAGGUACAGAUCACAGGUGACCCGAUGAAACCAUUCCGACUCUACAAUGGAACUAGGCAGAGGUGCCCACUCUCCCCCCUCCUGUUUGUACUAGCACUGGAACCCUUGAUGCAAGCGAUAAGACAACAUCCAGGUAUUGGAGGAGUACGGGUAGGAGACAGAAAGUUUACAGUCUCAGCGUACGCGGACGACGUUCUUUUGACCAUUACAAACCCCUUGGAAUCUAUAGCGGCUCUACAGGAAGUUAUCAAGGACUACGGAGAACUGUCUGGGUAUAAGGCUAACAUGCAAAAAUCCAGCGCUAUGCCAAUUGGCAUGAAAGAAGACGAAAUAAGUCGGAUACAGCAGAACUAUCGAAUCAGGAUGGAAAGAGAGUCUUUGAAAUACCUGGGUAUACACUUAACAGCAGACCUGGCACGCCUCCACUCCGCAAACUAUGGUCCCUUAACCAGGACGUUGAUGGGAGACUUAGAAAGGUGGAUAGAUAAGCCCAUUUCCUGGAUAGGACGGAUUAACUCUGUUAAAAUGAACAUCCUCCCAAGGAUUUUAUUCUUAUUCCAAGCUUUGCCUAUCCGCGUCACUAAAACACAAUUGAAUCCACUACAACGGUCAAUAGGAGACUUCAUUUGGCAGAACAAGAGGCACAGGAUAUCUAGACAGGUUCUCUAUAGACGUAAAGAGAGAGGGGGGCUGAGCCUACCAAACCUAUAUUUCUAUUACCUUGCAGCCCAACUGACACAGGUAGCUAUGUGGCAUUCCCCACCGGAAGAGAGGAGAUGGGUCGAGAUAGAAUCCAUGAUGGUGGGCUGGGACGUCCCCCAGUUCACUAUGUGGAUCCCGAAAGAUUAUAGACCCAUGAUACGGGUGACUUGUCUGUCCAUACUCAAUUCGCUCCAAAUAUGGGACACAAACAAAAUCAAGUAUGGACUGGCGGCCUCCCCCUCCCCCUGACUCCAAUUCUCAGAAAUAGGGAGUUCCAGCCUGGAAUGGCUCCUAGAGAUUUUCGAAACUUAGAAAGAACAGGACUACAACGGAUCCAUCAGCUAUACCACAAUGGGAACCUCAUCCAAUUUGCAGACCUUCAACAAGAUAACCACCUAACACCCACAGACUUCUUUAGAUAUAUACAGAUCCGGGACUUCGCUAAGAAACCACACAUAAAGGCAGCAGCUCAGGGAAGCAUGACUUUCUAUGAAAAACUAUGCCUACAUAGAAGGACCCCCAAGGGCAUGAUAACCCUGAUGUACGCCCACCUUAGCACAGAAACCAAACAAUGGGGGCGACUAUCUUAUACCGACCAAUGGGAGACAGAACUAGGAGAAGAGCUAGAAGGCAUUGAAUGGCAAGAAAUAUGGGAAGCAAAUAAAAACGCUUCUAUAUGUGUCACACUACAAGAACAGACGUGGAAAACCAUGUUUAGAUGGUAUACAACCCCCGUAAAAUUAUAUAAAAUGCACAAAAUGGAUACGGAUGACUGCUGGAGGGGCUGUGGAGCCUGAGGAAUGUACCUUCACAUGUGGUGGGAAUGCCCAAAACUUGUUAGAUUUUGGAGACCUACUGAAACAAAUAUUUAACAGGCCCUUAGCCAGAGAUCCGUGGGUAUACCUAUUAAACAGGUCUGUAGACGGAUGGACUAAGAGAGGGCAGAAACUAGUCCAUAAAAUAACUCUAAGCGACGAACAGAAGCAACUGGGUGGCUAUCACCAGACGGACCUGAGUUUCCGGGAGUGAUAUCUAGGAUCCGCGAAUGUAGGAUUAUGGACGACCUGACAGCAAGAGUAAAGGGAUCGACAGAAACAUUUCUAAGACUUUGGGAGCCAUGAGAUAAUAGUGUAGUGGGAUCCAGGGAAGACAGAUAAGACCGAAAGGAAGAAGUAAAGGUGACCUAGUAACGGAGGUCUCCUCCGACCGGGGGAUUCAAUCACCACACGUGGCAUAAGGGGUCGUGGAAGUGCCUUCUGUCCCCCCCACCCCCGGCUCUCGCCCCCUAGCCUUUCCCUCGCCGCUUCACGGAUGCUGCACCCACUAUCUUACCUUCCUUUACUUCGUACUAUCUACUCAGUCUCUCUUUCUCUACUCUCCUUUCUUUCACUUCCCGUCUCUUAACGGGAAGAUUCCUUUCCUGAUUUAAUAUGUAUUCAGUAUACAAACCUCUUCAGGCAUGGUCAACGUAGCGAAGGAAAUGGGAGACCUAGAAUUAUCAUACAGACCUUAGACUAUUACUCCUAUAGUUAUACCUAAAGGCCUAAAAAUAUAAAACUUUCGACCGGAUACUGACGUUAAAGAUACUCAAAAACGCCACAAGAUUCAAAUGAAACAUAUUAUACAAUUGAAUGUUAUACCAAAGUUUGCUUCUGCGUAAGCGACACUUCUCAUGCACACCUGAGUAUUCCUGUCAAACCAAUACAGUAGGGAAUUAUAUUAUGUAUGUAAAAACCCUUAACGGAUGGCAGGCCCUCGUGGUUCCAUCAAGCAUGGGCACAUAUUGUAAUGAUUGAACUACAUGACUAUGUCAAGAAAUUACUCUUAAUUUGGCUUCUGCGUAAGCCCAAACAUUGAUGCUUGCUUACUAUGUCUGUUGAGCAAAAAUAAAGAAUUAAAAAAAAAAAAAAGUAGACCGGGCGCUAAUUGCAUAAAGAGAUGUCAAAGAAAAUAAAGCUAGAGACAUAACUGCCCACAGAAAUCUAGAGAGCCACUCAUAAUGAGGCAACAGAGGUUUAUUACAAACAAGAUAUUCAGCCGAUGCCCAUCAUAUCAUGUAUACUGCACUGACAGGAGGGUAGUUUCAAGUCCCGCAUAUUUGCACUCCACCAGCCUCAGGCUGUAAUAUAGUUCAAUACACUGGACUCACAAGUCCUGUCUCGAACUGUGACCAGGACUUGGUCUCUGGGUCCUCUGACAGACUGCUUCUUCUUAUACUGAGUAAGGACCUUCCUAGGCUGUGCUUAUUGUGCUGGAACAUAUCCCAAUUUGAACCAUGGCCCAGGAGAGUAGCAAUCCACAUCAGGACUGAGUCAUCAGUGUCAAGGCUUCUUUUGAGUUGUCUGCCUCCGCUUCAGCACUGUCUGCGUAGCAUCAGGGUGUGUCCCCCCCCACCAGUCCAGGGGGUGGAAGCACAUUGGGUCCAUGCAGUCAGAGUGCCCUCUUCUCCUCAAGUCGUCUGUCGGCCACAGUCUUGUUCUAUCACAGAAAAUCAUGUCAACUGCCAACAACCGGACUACAAAUUGUAGAUUCAGGAGCCCACAAGAGUGUACAGCUUAUGUCUGUCUUUAUAAAAUCAGCGAUUGUCAGAAAAAACGGCUAAAUCAGUGAUAUAUUCCCAGAGCUUGGCCAAAAUACAUCCGGCUAGCUCAACAGUUAGACUCUGCCCCACAUGUGAAAUUACUUUUAACCUAUGGUAUUUUUUUAUAUAUCAUGUGACCAUCAUGUGUGGAACUUCACCACUUCUUCUGAACUUCCCCUUGUCUUAUCCCCUCUCCCCUCCCUACCUGCGUUGUGCUUUCAUGCUGUGUCUCCCUCUCUCUACACGGAGACCAGGUGCCGGAGAGUGACCCUCCAUGAAGGGCGGCCAGCCAGCCCACCCACUGAUGCCCGCUGCUUAUGGUCCUGCAGGAACAGGCGAUCAUGCUUCCCAGGUGUGGCUCCACAGAAGGGGGAUUGACUUCUCCGGGCAGAGUGAAUCCUGUGGUGCGCGUGCCGAAGCAAGCUGCAGUAAGUGGUCACGACUCCUCUGCCUAUUUAAGCUCCACCAACCCUUGACUCUUUGCUCAGUUAUACUUUGCUCCUGUUGUGUUCCUACCUUCAGUGCCUGUGCUAUUGCCUUCUGAUAUUUGACCCCUGCCUGACUACUGACAAGGAUCCUGUGCCACCUGUCCUGACCUUUGCCUCUCCGACCAUUCUUUGUCUGACCCUUGUGUACUGCAUUCCUGAUUGUGCUUACUGGUUUUUCUGCUUCUAUGGCCUCAUCUACUAAACAGCAUUCUAAUACCCCUUGGAAAUCUCACCUCAUUGUCUGCAAAAACCUAAUAAAGGAAGGCCUUUGGUAUAAAGAGUACUUGACCGGCUAUAUUAUUGGUUUCACUAGUCCAUGUGAUAUCAUAUAGCUACUGACUAGGACUUCUGAUUCACUAAUCCCAUUUUUCUCUAAUGCUGGAUUAUCAAUAAAACUUUAGAAGUAUUACACAGAAUUUUGCUUUUACCUUAUCUGAAGAUUGAUCUGAGAGUAUAUUAUUUUUCUUAUACGCUCAAAAGAAGUUCUAAUUUACAGAAGCAAUAACAUAGCUCUUAUUAAUACAAUGAAACCUCUCCGAUGCCCUGGCUAACAAGCAUUUAUCUCCUUAUUCUAUAACACAUCCAAACUAGAAAGAAACCAGAACCUAAAAUAAUAUGCUUCUCUGUAUAAUAGGACAGAGGACAACUGUCACCAAAAACUAUGUUUAAUAUAAUAAUCCUUUUAAUCAAGUUUUAAAUUUAAAUGUAAAACAAAACAAAAAACUAAUCCCUACUUUUAGUAUAUGGCAGAAUCCUUCAGCCAUAUACAUGCACCUUGGGUCAGACCAGGGCCAGACUGGGAAGAAAAAGGGGCGAGGCCAGAUAGGGUGUGUUUUGUCAUCACCAAUGACAAGCCUGCCCCAUCACAGAGUGAGCAUGUUGGUUCAAUGCUCUUCCAUGGCAGACCAUGCGCAAAGCUCUGCUGAAGAGCUCUAGCAUGAGAAAAAGGCCCUGUAUUUGUUCUGCACAGUGCAAGCAAAUUUAAUAACAUGUUUGCUUUAAAUUUGUCUCUGGUGUCUCCAUAGAUGGGAUACCAGGAGACAAAAAUGCCAGAAAAGAGUAUUGUGCAGUGUGUGUGUGUGUGUGUGUGUGUGAGGGUAAUAUGUGUGUGAGGGGUGUAGUGUGGGUAAGGGUGCUGUGUGUGGGUGCUACGUGCAUGUGAGGAAGCUGUGUGUGUGAGGGUGCUGUGAGUGUCAGGUGUCAGGGGUGCAGUGUGUGUGCAAGAGGGGUGGAGUGUGUGUGGGUGCUGUGUGUGAGUGAUGGGUGCAGUGUGUGUGUGUGUGUGUGAGGGUGCUAUGUGCGUGUGAGGAAGCUGUGUGUGUGUGUGUGAGGGUGGGUACUGUGAGUGUCAGGGGUGGAGUGUGUGUGUGUGUGGAGUGUGUGCAAGAGGGGUGGAGUGUGUGGGUGCAGUGUGUGAGUGAUGAGUGCUGUGUUUGAGUGAGGGUGCUAUGUGCGUGUGAGGAAGCUGUGUGUGUGAGGGUGCAGUGUGUGAGUGAGGGUGCUGUGAGUGUCAGGGGUGUAGUGUGUGAGGGUGCUGUGAGUGUCAGGGGUGGAGUGUGUGAGGGUGCUGUGAGUGUCAGGGGUGGAGUGUGUGUGGGUGAGGGUGUUGUGAGGGGUGCUGUGUGUGAGGGUGCUGUGUUUGAGUGAGGAUGCUAUGUGCGUAUGAGAAAGCUGUGUGUGUGUGUGUGUGUGUGUGUGAGGGUGCAGUGUGUGUGUGUGUGUGUGAGUGUCAGGGGUGCAGUGUGUGAGUGAGGAUGCUGUGAGUGCCAGGGGUGCAGUGGGUGUGACUAUGUUUGGAGGGCUUGUGUGUUGGGGGUGCAGAUUAUCAAUAUAUAUUAAUAAAAAAUAAAAAAAACAUUGAUUGUAUCCCCCCUCCUUUCUUACCUUUAGCCUGGGAGGGGGGGCCAUGCUGGUGCCAUCCCUGGUGGUGUUAGUGGUGAGUGAACUCUAGCCUGUGGGGCUAGAGUUCACCCUCGCGAAACCUGGAGCACUCCGGAUCUUGGAUCUCACGAGAGGAACCCUGCGGAACUGCAAGAUAGAGCUCCUCCAGGGUUCCUCUCCAGGCUGUCUCCCUCCCCAGCCAGCGACCGCCUUUCACUGCAUGUGGGCCUGUGAGGCAGAUCGUUGAUCUUUCCACCGGCCUGUCAUGGAAAACAGCGGGGCCGGCGCUCAGAUGGAACGGCCGGGGAGGUCCUGUGAUUUCCUCAUCCCAUGAGUCCAGGCCUGGGUCAGGCAGUGUUUUAAACCCAACAGUUAGUUUCUAAGUUCUUUCCUCCUUCUGAGUAGAGAGUGAGGAAGCAGUGAAGACCACAGAGACCACAGAGUUUUCAAACACUGUCUGACCCAAGGUGCAUGUAUAUGACUGAAGGAUCCUGUCAUAUGCUAACGGUAGGGAUGAGGUUUUUAUACAUUUUGUUUAGCAUAUGGUUCAUAAAGACUAUUAAGGAGUAAGUUGUAAAACAAAUCUCAAUUGAGACUAAUUUGUCAUUGUAUAAAGGUAUCCCUAUGCCAGACAUUUGUAAGUGAAAUUCCAUUCCAAUAUUAAAGUUACAGAAGUGUAAUAUUCUGGUGCAUUUCAUUAUAUAUAUAUAUAUAUAUAUAUCUAUAUAUAUAUAUAUACAUACACACACACAUAAAUACUGUGUUUUGUUUUUUUCUUCAUGUUUUAGCAUUAGACCAUGAAAAGGGUUCAUUUAUAAGGUGUUUAAAAGCCGCUUUAAAACUUGACAUGCAUGACAUCCAUGAAGCUGAGCCCGCUGAGUUUUGAGGUGAGCCAAAUAAACUACAGAAAGAAUAAAGGGUUUUGGCAAUAUAUAAUAGGUCAUGGCACGGUUUCCAUGGCAUUCGUGCUCCUUUCUAAGCUAUACAUUUAUUGAAUAUGUUUAUAUUUCACAAGGUUUUUUUCCUUCGAGAACAUAGUAUAUUUCAUGGUAACGCAUACAAGGUGUCACACCUCUGAGCCUUAAGUUAAAAAGACUUCUGUAGUGAAACUCACACUUUGUUUCCAUGGUUACAAUGUAUAUUUUGGCAGAUGUUGGUUUUCUAACAAGUGGCUCAAGUACAUAAUUCCAUAGCAAUAGGACCUAACCCAUCUAUAUUUAUGUUUUAAGGUGUAAUAUUGCAAAUCCAUGUUUUUAAGUGUACCCAAGAAAAAUUAAGGAAUAGGUAUUAGCCAAAAGGCCUGCAAACUAGAGAAAUACAUAUAAAUGGAUAUAUUGUGGUUGUGUGGCCUUAAAGUGUUGGAAUGGUAAACUAGCUGUCAUGACAAACACAUAUAUAGGCUGGUGGUAUUAAGUCAUUUAAACAAAGAAACUAACAUUUUACAUUUUUAGAUCUAUAAUCGAGGACACAUGUUGAGAUGGAUAAAAAUUCCCACUGGUUGGCAUAUUGGCAAAAAGUAACAAACAUUUUAGAAAAAAGUUUAGUGAUGGACAUGGGGUGGCAGGCAACUUUUGGCCAGUGAAGAAAGUACAAAUUAAUGUCUUUUUUGCAUGAAAAGUAACAGAUCUCAGUGUGGAUUGUUCUAUUUACAUGGAGUUUGCAAUAUAGAUAUAGAUUUAUAGAUUAAUUUUUAAUUUUGUUAAGUAUUUUAAUAAUAAAUUAAUUUGGAUUCGAUUUCUGCAUCCUGGAGUGAUUUUAGAGGAUAUUACCAGCGCGGAUCCACAAAGUGUGAUACAGGACGUCCAGAAUAGAGAUUUCUCAUCUCCAUACAAGCCCUAAGUCUGAGUCAGCUUUUAAAGUGACUCAGUAAUAUGUGAGUUUAACCAGUCUCAUAAAACAUUUGCACAUAUUUUAAACAGUAUUAUACUAUGUUUCUGUGUUUUAUGUUUUUUUAGAUAUUUCAACAACCAAAGUUCUGGUAAAAUAUUGUAUUUGCAUGAUCUGAGUGCUCUCACCACCAUUUUAUAUUUUGCACUUUAUAGAUUUGACAUAUAGCUGCUGGAAUUGCAAAGUGUGCCACCAUAUAAUCCUGUAUUCUUUGUCAGUAUUACCUGCAAAUGUAUGGGUGAGUAUUCACAGAGAUUUGUGUGUGCCUAAGAGGCACAGAUUCUGUUUCUCACACCUCCAGGAACAUUACAAAAGCUCACUUUAGUCUGGCAGCAUGGUCAGUGUCAGAAACUGCAGUCCAGCAGGAAAUAUUCACCAUGGCCAGCCAAUGCCUAGAGAACACUAAAAUAUUAGUUUUUGGAUAUUUCCCGCUGGACUGCAGUGUCUGACACUCAGUGCUGGACUAGCAAAGACCGUGCACAAUUCCUGUCUGUUGUCUAACUGCUACAGAACUGAGCAGACAUCCCAAAACCUCCCACUAUGUUUAUUUUCAGAAGAAUGGUUUGGACCUGCAGCUCAUGACCCCUUUGGCAGCCCUGCAAGCUAGUUGCCCAAAAGCAUCUGCCUCUUUGCCAGUGAUGGAAUUUCCAACAAAUUGAAUAUUUUGGAUAUGUAAAAUAUAUACUCCUCUUUCCAAAAGUGUCUUUUUCUGCACUUUUAUAAUUGCAUAAACAAAAGUAUCUCCUUUUGUGUCACAGAUGCACCACAAAGACAUUUAUUUUGUUUUUCAUUUUUGUAGGAUAUUUAAUUUCUUAAUAAGUAGAAGGGUUUUUUUGGAGGGGGAGGAUGUGGGAGGUGAUUAAGUUUAUUUUUUAAACCUAAUAACCUACUUUCAACCACACAAAUUGUGUGGUUACUGUUUCCAGGUCUAUUAAUAAACAUACACGACUAAAAAAAAAAAUACAAAAAUAACAAGUAAUUGGUAUAUAUAUCAUAACAUUAAGUACUACACGCUAAUGUGUCUAAUAUGUCUGUUUUGUGAACUGCUGUUGGUUAUGUAGCUUUCCUUAUUUAGAUAUUCUAAAGAAUUCUUGACUUAGCUUACGACACUAUUUUGAGUGUUUCCAGUGAAUAGAUAGGGUUAUUUUUGGCCUAAAAUGUAAAUUCACUUUUAAUUCACACUUUAUUUAAAGGGACGUUGUCUUUGGGUUAUGGUUCCACUUCAUGGAAAUAAACAUUUCCACCCUCCUAUCUUUUUUAACAUCACUGUAUUUCUAAUGUCAUAUUUACUUGCAGCCUUAAUAGAGAGGUAUGCAAUAUAUGUAGGACAUUGUUCUAGCUAAGACUUAUUAGCAGGGGCAUUGCUCACAAGGGCUGAAGCCCCUGCUAAUAAUGGUGUCAGAAUGCUACCUGUAGACUUAGGGUGUGACACCAGUUUUAGGUGUGUUUUUAGACAAUAUUGGUAGAUUUUUCCAUAUAGCAAUUAUUAGUUUUAAUUAAUUGCCAGAUGAGAAAAACAAUUGCAAUGCUGACUCAUUUUGCAUGUUUUUAAUACAUAGUUAACAAGUGUGAAAAAGAAAAUUAAAUGUAGAAAGAUACCUCUUUAUCCUGACCCCUAAAUCGUAGCUCAUGCAAUACAGUGGUUAUGGUGCCAGAAUUGCCUUGGUGUCUCCCCACCCCCUAAGCAAUAAACCUAUUUUUGAGCGAUUUCUAAUCUGAGGUCGGAAGAUUCUUAGCCAGAGCUUCUGCAAGCUUUCCAUAGCUAAGCUCUGCUGUACAGUUAAUUAGUGCUUAUGGAGCCUGGAGUGAUAGCUGAUUUUAAUGCUUUAUUCAGUGGUGUUAAUUUCAAAGAAGUUUCCCUUUAAUAUAAAAUACAUAUUAUAUUUUAUUGUCUACUCUACAUUUUGUCACUUUAGUCACCCCCUAUUGUCUCCCAUUGCACUGCUUAAAUGUCUUCUCUGGAUAUUUGACCUAGGCGCUGCUAUUUUAGAUUAUGUGUACCACAGGGCCUUCAUCUGCACACACUAGCUCAGACUGUGAAAUUCCCAUGCAUGCCCACUGUAGACUUGGGCAUUCCCUUUUGUACAAAUUUUGGACCAAACUUUGGCUUUUCGUCCAUUUGUAAGAAAGACGAAUGAAUGAAUGGAAAUGAUGACAAACGAAUGAAGACCAAACUGUAAUUGUGUUCGUUUAGUUUAUUACAAGGAGGGGGAUACUGGCUCGUGGCUUCCUUCUUGUAAUAUAUAAAAACAGAAGUGGAGCCCUCGCCAGUUGAAGAUGGAAUAUUUUUUUUAUGGCUUUUUAUUUUGUUUGCGAUCCGUGAUUUUUUUAAUAAUUCAACGUGACUUUGUGGAUUUAUAUUUGGCCUUUUUUGCGGAUAACAAAAGAAGAUGAAAGAAAUAAAAAAGACAUCUAAUGCACUGGCACUGGCUGCUCACUGUUUAGUAGAAAUGCCCCUACUCGUGGCACAGCAAUUAAGGACAGGAGGGAGAAUUUAACCUCCCUUAUUUACUAAUACUAAGUAUUUUUUACUUAAUAAAGUUGGUUAAAUGACCAAUUUUAAUAUUUCUGCCUUUUAGUAGAUAGUUCCCUAACACAUGUGGGAUUGCAGUUAUAUUGGGUGGGGGCUGGGGGGGACCAUUUAGGGCCCCACCUGCUGCUAAUGGGUAGGGAUGGGAGGGACCAUAGGCAAUCCCACAGGUUAUCCAUUUAGGAUAGACUAGAUGGUUGCAAGAUGCAGCCGCAGCCCUAGUCGGAAUUUAAUUCUUCUAAAUGAAAUUCCGUACAAGAAAAUGACCAAAUUUAGUCGGAAAAUGAAUGGAGCAACUGUCGACAUUCAGUUCAGAUGAAAUUCAGUCAUUACGCUGGCACCCUAGCCUACAAGACAGAACGUUUGAGAAUUGCAAAAGGAGGAAACGAGAGAAUACAGAGAAGGGGUGAGUACUUAAAGGGACACUCCAGGCACCCAGACCACAUCUGCCCAUUGGAGUGGUCUGGGUGCCAACUCCCACUACCCUUAACCCUGCAACUGUAAAUAUUGCAGUUUUCAUAACCCUGCAAGGUAAAUAUUGCAGUUUAACUCCUCCUCUAGUAGCUGUCUACGAGAGGGCACUUCCGGGUUUAUAGCACAGAUUUUCUGUGCUAUAGCGUCGCUGGACGUCCUCACGCUAUGAGAGGACCUCCAAUGUCGCUGAAAUCCCCAUAGGAAAGCAUUGAAAGCAUUUUCAAUACUUUCCUAUGGGGAGGUCUAAUGCACGUGCGCAGCAUUGCCGCUCAUGCGUAUUAGCUCUCCCACGUUGCUGGCCACGCAUGCGCAAUAGGUCUCCCGCGCCGGAUGAUGUCGGCGGGGGAGGAGCGUGGGCAGACCUUGAACCAGGAUACAAGUAAGUCACUGAAGGGGUUUUAACCCCUUCAGCAACCUGAGGUGUGGGGUAGGAGGGAGAGUGGACCUGCAGUGCCAGGAAAACGGUUUGUUUUCCUGGCACUGGAGAGUCCCUUUAAGCUCCUCCUUGUGUCAAAGGUCAAUAUAUAGGCAAAAUACAUAAGACAAAAUAGCCCAUACUUUGUCUUUCUUUUUUUCAUUUUCCAGCAAUGUCUAACUAAAAACGUAAGACAGAGUAGGAGAGAGGAAGAGCAUAGUCAGCAAUUGGGGAAAUGUAAGUUCGGUUUGACAGAGCCGCUUUUCUAGGAUUACAUUCAACCAGUUACAGGCCUGAAGUCAAUGUGUUUGGUGUACACUUUCAGAUGGCUUGUGGCCACACACUUAUUGAAAACCACUGCUUUAGCAUUGAAGUGGAUAUCCCCUGUGCUCUUAGAUCUAGGAGAAUCAGAGGUGGACAAAUACUAAGCAGACUAACACAUCCCUCUCAAUCAUGCAGUGCAAGCAGGGGCGUAUUAGCCGCGAGGCAAACAAGGCAUUUGCCUUGGGCGGCAUUUUUCAGGGGGCGGCAAAAAACGUCGCCCCCCAAAUGCCCAUGGCAAAUGCCUAGUUAGCCUUGCGGCUAACUGACAUCCCGAGCGGGCGGCGCUGGCAGGCGGGCGGCCGGCGAGGGAGCACUUCCUAUGAGCUGACUGCUCAGCUCCCUCGUGCGCCGCAGAGUGAGGCUGGGAGCCGGAAGAUGACGUCAUCUUCCGGCUCCCAGCCUCACUCUGCAGCCGGCGCGCGAGGGAGCUGAGCAGUCAGCUCAUAGGAAGAGCUCCCUCGCCAGCUGCCCGCCUUCCAGCACCGCCCGCCCGACCUGCAGCCACUGGACCACCAGGGAGAGAGACCCCCCCCCCCAGCACUCCCAAAGGUAAGGAGGUUGGGGGGGGGGAUUUAAAUUUAAAAAAAAAGUUAAUGUGUGUGUGUGUCUGACUGUGUUUGUGGGUGUGUGUGUGUGUGUUUGUGUCUGACUGUGUGUGUAUGUGUCUGUGUCUGACUGUGUAUGUGUCUGUGUGUCUGUGUAUGUGUCUGUGUGUCUGUGUGUGUGUGUGUGUGUGUGUGUCUGACUGUGUGUGUUUGUGUCUGUGUGUGUGUCUGUGUUUGUGAGUGUGUGUCUGACUGUGUAUGUGUGUGUGUUUGUGUCUGACUGUGUUUGUGUCUGUGUGUGUGUCUGACUGUGUGUGUGUCUCUGACUGUGUGUGUUUGUGUCUGACUGUGUGUGUGUGUGUGUGUUUGUGUCUGACUGUGUUUGUGUAUGUGUCUGACUGUGUGUGUAUGUGUUUGUGUUGUGUCUGACUGUGUGUGUGUGUCUGACUGUGUGUGUGUCUGACUGCGUGUGUGUCUGACUGUGUGUGUUUGUGUCUGACUGUGUGUGUCUGUGUGUCUGUGUCUGUGUGUGUGUGUGUUUGUGUCUGACUGUGUGUGUGUGUCUGACUGUGUGUGUGUGUUUGUGUCUGACUGUGUGUGUUUGUGUCUGACUGUGUGUGUGUGUAGGGUUGGGUGGGGCUGGCGCGGGGGGAGGGGGGGCGCCUGAGUUUUGUCCUGCCUAGGGCAGCACAAAACCAGGAUACACCACUGAGUGCAAGUUUACACACAAUAAAACGAAACAGGUAUAUUUACCCUUUUCACUAAAUAUUGUAGAUAUAAAAGGUUCCUUUAAAAUCCUCAAUAUAAAAUGCAAAAAGUAUAUUUACAAAACUAUAAAACAAAGGACCAAAUAGUGCAAUACGUCCAAAACACUUUUGAUAAAAGUAAAUUCAAGGUUAAACUCACAUACAGGUGAUACUCAAAAAAUUAGAAUAUCGUGCAAAAGUUCAUUUAUUUCAGUAAUGCAACAUAAAAGGGGAAACUAAUAUAUGAGAUAGAGGCAUUACAAGCAAAGAAAGAUAGUUCAAGCCGUGAUUUGUCAUAAGUGCAAUAAUUAUGGCUUACAGCUCAUGAAAACCCCAAAUCCACAAUCUCAGUAAAUUAGAAUAUUACAUGCAAUCAAUAAAACAAGGAGUGUAAUUAGAACAAUAUUGGGCCUCUGAAAAGUAUAAGCAUGCAUAUGGACUCAGUACUUGGUUUGGGCCCCUUUUGAGCAAUUACUGCCUCAAUGCGUCGUGGCAUGGAAGCGAUCAGCCUGUGGCACUGCUGAGGUGUUAUAGAAAACCAGGAUGCUUCAAUAGCGACCUUCAGCUCUUCUGCAUUGUUUCGGUCUCAUGUCUCUCAUCUUUCUCUUGGCAAUGCCCCAUAGAUUCUCUAUGGGGUUCAGGUCAGGCAAGUUUGCUGGCCAAUCAAGCACAGGAAUCCCAUGGUCAUUGAACCAGGCUUUGGUGCUUUUGGAAUUGUGGGCAGGUGAAAAGUCCUGCUGGAAAAUGAAGUCAGCAUCCCCAUAAAUCUCGUCUGCUGAAGAUAAAAUGAAGUGCUCCAAUAUCUCCUGGUAGAUGGCUGCGUUGACCCUGGACUUAAUGAAGCACAGUGGACCAACACCAGCAGAUGACAUGGCUCCCCAAAUCAACAAAGACUGUGGAAACUUCAAACUGGACUUCAAGCAUAUUGCAGUGUGUGCCUCUCCAUUCUUCCUCCAGACUCUGGGUCCUUGGUUUCCAAAUGAGUUGCAAAAGUUGCUCUCAUCAGAUAUAAGGACUGUUUUUCUUUAGCCCAG